CCUACUGUUAAUGUUUCCCACUGUGUAAUGGCGUCUACCCUUUCUAGUAUAUAGUCACGUGACACAAUAGCCCAUCCAUGUCCCUCAGUGCUCAGGGCGUUCAUCCCGUUCUGUGGAAAUGGAGCUUCAUUCGCUGUCAGUCCAUAUGAUAUGACGGCUGAGCCCUUGAAUCCAACGAGGCAGAAUGUAGUUGCCCCCUCCCUUGAUUUCAGUUCCGCCCCGCCAGCAUCCGCCCAGGUUUGCACUCAUGUCCGAUGCUCACAUCCACGUCUAUCCACCACUCAUCCAAGCCAAAAAGCGCAUAGGUAUAUUACCACCACCCAGCCAGGUGGCACAGCCAUCAAUACAACCAAAAAUGUCUAUACACGAUACUUGCUUCGCUUCGCUUCACCUUCGCAUCGCAUCUCAACCAAUCCGUCAGUCAUCAACUCUAUUUCCCUUCCGUCCCAUUCACAUGCAAUAUCAGCCAGACAAAUAGAAAAAGCCCAACGCGCCCAACGCACCGACUCAGAGAUCAGAGAAAUAUACAAACAUCCCCUCCCCGUCCACAGACUACAAGAUCAGUAUAUUGGAAAAGCAGGGAAAAAGACGAAAAAAAGCAGCCCAUGCAAUGCAAUACCGAAAAGCACAAAGCGGGUGUGGUUCGGUCGUCCCGUGCUCCCGGAAACCAUCCAACCCCCAGAAAUCAUCAUCAAAGUCGACGCCGUGUUCUCAUGUGCCCACAUGGGGCACACAGCCAGACUCGCAAGAGAUUCAUCCCUUCCUCUAGAUAGAAAAACGCACCAGCUGUGCUCUUCAACCCUUUUGCGUAUGUGGAACUGCUACUGCCAAUCUCAGUAUGUGUACAUGGUGUAAAACCCCAGAUAUGCGGAAGAGCGGAAUUUGCGAGCUGUGGCCCUGAACCCAACGCCUUUUCUAUGUAUAUGUGAACAUCGAUCGUGACCAUGGCAUAUCGUACAAAGAUACGAGACUAUAUCGAAAGACCACUCCGACGCGGAAAAUGCAGGUGGGCUCGUUUCAUGCGGCAUCAGCCGUGUCCUCCGGCUCGUGGGUGCCAGGAAUCUCGACCUUCUUUACUGUGCCAUUGCUUCCGCUGCGCGCGGACCGGCGAC
This is a messenger RNA of Westerdykella ornata, 1112 nucleotides long. RefSeq lists its product as uncharacterized. Lineage: Eukaryota; Fungi; Ascomycota; Dothideomycetes; Pleosporales; Sporormiaceae. Bases 151 to 855 code for a protein of 234 amino acids. The record is from RefSeq and is a predicted model, not a curated record. The transcript has a single exon.